ACAAUCAUAUCAAAAUGAAUGGACUUUGCUGUUUACUUUUUCUGACUUUAUUUGUAUCUAUUUCAUGUGUGACUGGUAACACAGAACGUAGUUCACAGUCUGGUAUAAUUACAUCAGACGAUGAAGACAAAACAGAUUCAGUCGAUAAGCCAUCAGACCAACAAAAUAAACAGCUAUCUAAAGAGCUGUCUGAUCAGAAAUGCAACUUAACUGAACCAGCGUUGACAUCUAAUAAGAAACAACAGCAACCCAAACAAACACCAUCAACCGGACAGGAAAUUCAUUUACAUGAAUCCGUGCGGUCUUCUGAAAAGAAAAACAGGCUAUCUGAACCAGCUUUGUCGUCUACUCACAGAAACCAAAAAAUUAAAUCAUUACCAUCAUUCAAGCAGAAUGACAAAGUAUCGGACUCAUCAACAUCACCAUCUGAUAAAAGAGACCAACAAACGGAACCGGAAAAAGAACAAUCGUCAUCUGGUAAGAAUACCAAACUAACUGAACCGCCGUGGUCAUCCAAAAAGAAAAACAACCCAACAUCUUUUACGGGAUUUGCUUCAAACCCAGGAAUGCCUUGAUAAUAUCGACACAGAAUUGUAUUUAACAGAAAAGAAACAUUUGAACUUAUUUUUUAAACAAUGUUUAAAACAAGUUGAAACAUUGUUUUUUGUCACACAUAAAUCAAAUAAAAUGGCCGUAUCAUAUUUUAUCGUCAUACGCAAGAGAAAUAGAUAGGGUGCAUCAUACUUUAUUGUCAUAUAUGAG
Molecule: messenger RNA, 762 nt
Organism: Mytilus californianus (California mussel)
Lineage: Eukaryota; Metazoa; Mollusca; Bivalvia; Mytilida; Mytilidae
Exons: 2
Coding region: 15-575 (186 amino acids)
Source: RefSeq, a predicted model, not a curated record